AUGGCUACAAGUGAAUUUAAUCAGUUUCUGGAAGAUAUUGAUGAGAAAGUCUUAGAGUGUGCCAUAUGCUUUAAGAGACUCCAGAAUCCAAAAUCUCUCAACUGCCAGCAUAGUUAUUGUUUGGCCUGUCUGGAAGACUGGGUUAAGAAGAAGGGUAAGCUGACUUGCCCAACUUGCACAAAAUCAUUUCCCAUUCCAGAAGGCGGGCUUCAGAAACUUCCACCAAACACAUUUCUGAAUAACUUGUUAGAAACCCUUCAACGAUAUGAUAAACCUGCUGGUGAUCACAUCACAAAAUGUGUUUGUGGAAAAGCAGAAGAAUACUACUGCCAGGAUUGCAGACAUUACUUGUGCUCUUCUUGUAGAGAUUAUCAUAAAAUGAUGCCAAUUUCGGCAAAUCACAAGCUACAUGCAGUGGAGGAUGUGCGCUCAAUGACACCACAAGACUUUGCUUUGUUAAAUCCUCCACUGUGUUCACUUCACUCUAAACCUUUCGAGUUGUACUGUCAAGAUUGUAAAACUCCAAUUUGCAUUCAUUGCACAUUCAUAAACCACAAAGUGUGGGAAGGGAAGCACAAAACAAUCAGCAUAUCAGAUGCUUUCCAAACAUUUAAAGAAAAUUCAUCAACAUUGGAGGAAGCUGCCCAAUGCUGCAAAAAAAUGUUAGAAGAAGGCCUUGAAGCAGUUAUUCAAACAUCUACAAAAUUAGAAGAAAGUAGAAAGACAAGUUUGCAAGAUAUUGACAGACUUGUGCAGGAAAUGAUUAAAACAAUCAUGAAUAAAGCAGAUGAAAUGAAAAAAAAUGUAGAGAUAAUCUACAAACUGAAAAAGCAAGUAAAUGAUGUACAAAUGGAUGAAUUGAAAACAAUAAUAUCUGAAGUAAAUACAAAAUUAAGUUUUCUUCAACAGUUGUUAAAGAGUGAUGAAGCAACAGCGAUGCAAUCAAGUGAAACAGUAAUUAAAGCACUGGAGGACAGAGUCAAUGAAAUGCCCAAAACCGAGCCAAAUGAUAAUGGGCAAAUUUUAUUUUUUGCAAACAAACACCACAUUGAUUCUUUGCAGCAAUGUGAGAUAGGAAAUGUAACACAAUCAACAAUAGAUGGUCUUUCAUUAAAGGGAGUGGAAUCUGUGACACAAGGCCAAGAAAUUCUUGCCAAAAUAAUUAAAGAAGAUGGAUGUAAUGUAUUAGCAAAUCAAUUGAAGGCAACAUGGACAUAUCCUAUAGUAGAAACAAACAUCUCUCAAGUUGACGAAGAUGACUAUGUAGAUUAUGUUGUGACAGGAAAAUGUAACAGUCCAGGUGUUUGUAGACUUGAUGUGAGUGUUGAUGGCAAACCGAUCAAGCAGUCACCAAUGAUAAUCAAAGUAGAACCAGAAGGAUUAUUUAAUACCAUUAAAUUAUUCAAAGACAAGAAUAAUGAAUACGGAAGCCUAAAUGGUAACAUAGCAGUCAGUGACGAAGGCAACCGAUGCAUCACAAUAGUUAAGAUAAAUGGUGAGGUGAUCAAAUCGAUUGGUCAAAAAGUAUUGGAGGAUCCAGCUGGGAUCCAUGUGGAUGAGGCCUCAAAUGCUGUGUAUGUAGCUGAUUGGGGAAAUGAAUGUGUGUAUAUAUUUGGUAUUGAUAGUGGCCAGAUGAUCAAAAAGUUAGAGUCACCAAACAAAAAAAUAGGAGUCAUUGAUGUUACCCUUACAAAUCAAGGAAAUAUUCUUGCAUUAGAAAGUAGUAAUACUAAGUCUUGUGACAAUGGAUUACUACAAUUUGAUAAUAAAGGAAGGUUGAUGAAAGUGCUUGUCAAAGGUGAUGAACAUAAGGCAUGGGCUUUUCAAGGAGUAGUAGUUGAUGAGGAUGACAACAUCAUUUUAGCAAGUUAUGGAAAAAUACAGCUUUUCAGUAGUGAUGGAAAUUUUAUCAAAAGAAUUGAUAAACCAGCAGACAGAAUCAAAUAUCCAAAUGGAUUAUGCUUAAUUUCGCAACAUCCACGGAGAAUUGCG
Molecule: messenger RNA, 1992 nt
Organism: Anneissia japonica
Lineage: Eukaryota; Metazoa; Echinodermata; Crinoidea; Comatulida; Comatulidae
Product: tripartite motif-containing protein 2-like
Exons: 2
Biological process (GO): positive regulation of DNA-templated transcription
Cellular component (GO): nucleoplasm; chromatin
Molecular function (GO): zinc ion binding; ubiquitin-protein transferase activity
Source: RefSeq, a predicted model, not a curated record